GUGGGCGGACACUCCCGUGCAUGGCUCCUUGCACCGGGGUUUGCCCACAGACCCCCGCUGGCACGGCCACCCUCUCGCCACGGUAGCACCGGGAGGUUGGGGGACGGGAGCCGAAGGGACGGGGGGGUGAGCACCCUCUGCCCAGCAUCGCCUCCCGCUCCACGGCAGGGUGGAGAUGAGCAGUCCCCCCGCCUUCUCCAGCGUCCGCAUAUCGGGCUGCUGGGCCCUCGGGCCGGACGGCGGCAACAGCAGUGCCGAAUCUUUAGACCGGCUGUACCCUGCGGUGGGCUCCACCAAGCCACCCCGAAAGCGGACCACUAGCCAGUGCAAGUCUGAGCCACCCCUGCUGCGGACCAGCAAGAGGACCAUCUACACAGCUGGCCGGCCACCAUGGUACAAUGAGCAUGGGACGCAGUCCAAAGAGGCCUUCGUGAUAGGCCUGGGAGGAGGCAGCGCCUCUGGGAAGACCACGGUGGCCACCAUGAUCAUUGAGGCUCUUGACGUCCCUUGGGUGGUUCUGCUGUCCAUGGACUCCUUCUACAAGGUGUUGACCAAGCAGCAGCAGGAGCAGGCAGCCAGCAAUGACUUCAACUUUGACCAUCCCGAUGCCUUCGACUUUGACCUCAUCAUCGCCACCCUGAAGAAGCUGAAGCAAGGCAAGAGCGUGAAGAUCCCCAUCUAUGACUUCACCACCCACAGCCGGAAGAAGGAAUGGAAAACCCUGUAUGGCGCCAACGUGAUUAUCUUUGAAGGCAUCAUGGCAUUCGCGGACAAGGAACUCCUGAAGCUCCUUGAUCUGAAGAUAUUUGUGGACACGGACUCGGACAUCCGCUUGGUGCGUCGCCUGCGCAGGGACAUCAGCGAGCGUGGCCGUGACAUCGAGGGUGUCAUCAAGCAGUACAACAAGUUUGUCAAGCCCGCCUUCGACCAGUACAUCCAGCCCACCAUGCGGCUGGCCGACAUCGUCGUCCCCCGAGGGAGCGGAAACACAGUGGCUAUCGACCUGAUCGUUCAGCACGUCCACAGCCAGCUGGAAGAGCGUGAACUCAGUGUCAGUGCUCUCGGCUUUCCAGGCUCUCCGAGGCUUGAGCAGAUCAUCUCUCCAGCGUGCCAGGAGAUGGGCACCUCUGUGAGCCCACAAGCACUGCGCUGGGAUAUGGCCGCCCUGGCCUCUGCCCACCAGUGCCACCCCCUUCCUCAGACCCUCAGUGUGCUGAAGAGCACCCCUCAGGUGAGGGGCAUGCACACCAUCAUCAGAAACAAGGAGACCAGCAGAGAUGAGUUCAUUUUCUACUCCAAGAGGCUGAUGCGGUUGCUGAUUGAGCAUGCGCUCUCCUUGCUCCCUUUCCAGAGUUGCACAGUCCAGACCCCUCAGGGACAGGACUACGAAGGGAGGACAUACAGCGGGAAGCAAAUCACCGGGGUGUCUAUUCUGCGAGCGGGCGAGACCAUGGAGCCAGCGCUGCGAGCGGUGUGCAAGGACGUCCGCAUCGGGACCAUUCUCAUCCAGACCAACUGCAACACGGGCGAGCCGGAGCUCCACUAUCUGCGGCUGCCGAAGGACAUCAGCGAAGACCACGUCAUCCUGAUGGACUGCACGGUCUCCACGGGCGCAGCAGCCAUGAUGGCAGUGCGGGUGCUGCUGGAUCAUGAUGUCCCAGAAGACAAGAUCUUCCUCCUCUCCCUGCUUAUGGCGGAGAUGGGUGUCCACUCAGUUGCCUAUGCUUUCCCCCGGGUGAAGAUCAUAACCACGGCUGUGGACAAGAAGGUGAAUGACCUUUUCCGGAUAAUCCCCGGCAUCGGGAACUUUGGCGAUCGGUACUUCGGGACGGACGCUCCUCCCGACUGGAGCGACGAUGAAGAUGCUCUUAGCACUUAGCUGGAUGUGGAGAUGCCACUGGCGCCAGGCAGCUUCAGCACCGCACCUUAACCCCUCUGUCCAUUGCAGAUUUCUCCUUCCUCCUCACCAAGCAUAGAUAUUUUUUUCAAAUCUUACAUUGGAGAUCUAGGGCAUAUUUUUUCAAAGAAACACAAAUCCUAGUUUGACUUUGUGGACAGUCGUGUGUCCCAGCGUAGAGCGGAGCUAAUUUAUUUUAACUUAAAUAUUUGCCUAUAUAACUUAUUGGAGAUAUUUUAUAAAGAAAAAUAAUAAAUUUUUUCUCUGUUUUUCUUGAA
This is a messenger RNA of Aptenodytes forsteri (emperor penguin), 2175 nucleotides long. RefSeq names its product uridine-cytidine kinase 1 like 1 (gene UCKL1). Lineage: Eukaryota; Metazoa; Chordata; Aves; Sphenisciformes; Spheniscidae. The record is from RefSeq and is a predicted model, not a curated record. The coding region runs from base 176 to 1879 and encodes 567 amino acids. Gene Ontology annotation, molecular function: kinase activity; ATP binding. Gene Ontology annotation, cellular component: cytoplasm. The transcript is spliced from 17 exons.